Molecule: messenger RNA, 5374 nt
Organism: Ylistrum balloti
Lineage: Eukaryota; Metazoa; Mollusca; Bivalvia; Pectinida; Pectinidae
Product: probable ATP-dependent RNA helicase DDX4
Exons: 15
Coding region: 293-2332 (679 amino acids)
Biological process (GO): cell differentiation; gamete generation
Cellular component (GO): nucleus; P granule
Molecular function (GO): ATP binding; RNA helicase activity; RNA binding
Source: RefSeq, a predicted model, not a curated record
CGAAGUUUCCUGCGGUGAAAAGCCAGGCACUGACCGAUGACACGUGUUAAACUGUGUUGAGAAUUAUUGCUGGUAAAGUGUUCAAUGAGGAUAAUAUUUUAAAUAUAAUGAGAAGUCUGUGAUAAAACUUCGCUUGAUUGGUAAAUUUUACGACUCUCGAACACUGGAAAAAAUUUCGAGACCACGUGCGCAGUAGCAAAACACGGUCUGUCAGCCGUUCGUGAAAUCACAUAGUCGACGUUUUCAUUGAAGAAUUUUAGAAAAAAGACCAAUUUUAAACGUUUUGGAGAUAAUGGAUGACUGGGGAGAUGGACCACCAACAGAAGGUAGAGGCAGAGGCUUCAGCAAAGGAGGAUUUGAUGAUGGGGGUCCUACAGGAGUAACAAAGGGCCUUGGAAGGGGUGUGUUGCGAGCUGGCUUCAGCGCUGAAGUCAAUGGUACUUCCAAUGGAGAAAAUGGAUUGUCAGGGGGAUUCUCAAAUAUGUCCGUUUCCAAGCCAAGCUUUGGGGAAUCUAAGGGCGGAUUUGAGAACAAGAGCAGUGGAGGAGGUGGCAGAUUUGGUGCCAAAACACAGAAUGGAGGAGGGGGUUUUGGAGACAGAGAUUCCAAUGGAAUGACCAACGGUGGCAGUGGCUUUGGUCGCGGUGGCGGUGGGUUUGGUCGUGGAGGUGGUGGCAGUGGGUUUGGUCGUGGCGGAGAUGGAGGCAGUAGUGGUGGUUUUGGAUCAGAUCGUCCUCCACGUGGAGGAGGUUUUGGAGGUGGUGGUCGUGGUGGUCGUGGUGGCCGUGGUGGCAGAGGUGACAGUGGUGGCAGUGGGUACCCAAAAGGAGACACAGAACGUUCUGCUCCCUACAUCCCUCCAGCACCUUCUGAAGACGAAAAUGAAAUAUUUGGAGGCAUUUUAAAGGGUAUUAACUUUGACAAGUAUGAGAAAAUUCCAGUGGAAGUGACAGGUCGAGGGGCACCCUCUUCUAUCAAGAGUUUUGACGAGGCUGGCAUAUAUGAGGGCUUUAUGAAAAAUCUUGUGAAGGCACAUUUUGAAAAACCAACUCCAGUGCAGAAGUUUUCAAUCCCUAUAGUGAUGUCUGGAAGGGAUCUGAUGGCGUGCGCCCAGACAGGAUCAGGUAAAACGGCAGCUUUCCUUCUCCCUGUCCUCACGGGAAUGAUGAAAAAUGGUCUGACUGGAAGUGCUUUUUCUGAAGUGCAAGAGCCACAGGCCCUUGUAGUGGCUCCUACCCGCGAACUAGCUCUACAGAUAUUUAAUGAUGCUCGCAAGUUUUCCCAUGGAACCAUGCUACGGCCAGUGGUGCUGUAUGGAGGUACAUCUGUGGGUUAUCAGCUGAAGCAGGUGGAGAAUGGUGCUCACAUCGUUGUUGGGACACCAGGAAGACUAAUAGAUGUCAUUAACAAAGGAAAGAUAAGUCUGUCAAAACUGAAAUACCUUAUCUUGGAUGAAGCAGACAGGAUGUUGGACAUGGGAUUUGGACCAGAUAUUAAGAAAAUUGUACAUGAACUUGGUACACCAGAAAAAACUGAGAGGCAGACACUGAUGUUCAGUGCCACAUUUCCUGAGGAAAUCCAGAAAUUGGCUGGUGAAUUUCUAAAUGACUAUUUGUUUUUAACUGUGGGUCGUGUAGGAGGAGCCUGUUCAGAUGUGACACAAAAUUUUUUUCAGGUGGAAAGGCAGCAAAAGAGACAGAAAUUGUGUGACAUACUGUCAGAAUCAGGUGCAGAUAAAACAUUGGUGUUUGUGGAGCAGAAAAGAAAUGCCGAUUUCCUGGCCUCAUAUCUGUCAGAGUCUGGUUUCCCUACAACUAGUAUACAUGGGGAUCGACUCCAGAGGGAAAGAGAAGAAGCUCUUAGAGAUUUCAAAAUGGGCAAAGCUCCCAUCCUGAUAGCCACAUCUGUAGCAGCACGUGGCUUAGACAUUCCUAAUGUGAAACAUGUAAUAAACUAUGACCUACCUCAGUCGAUAGAAGAAUAUGUACACAGGAUAGGCAGAACCGGGCGUUGUGGCAAUCUGGGCAAAGCAACAAGUUUCUAUUCAGAGGACUCGGACGGUAGUCUAGCCAAACCACUGAUGAGGAUCUUGGUGGAUGCUCAACAAACAGUACCUGACUGGCUUGAAUCCAGUGGGCAAGGCAUGAUGUCUUCAGGAUCAUAUUCUGGAGGCAGUCGAUUCGGAGGAAGAGACAUCAGAAAGGGCCAAGAAAGGACAAGAGAACACGCAGGAAAUGGCCAAAGUUCCUACUCCGGAUAUGGCAGUGGAUUUGGUGGUCAGACAGCUAAAGUCGGUGGUGAUGGUGAGGACGAUGAGGAAGACUGGGACUGAGCAUACCAGAAUUAUACCGAGUGUUAUCACUAGCUCAGGUGCCAGUUCUAUCACGAGGUCGGGCCACCAUUUGGUGUCAUGUCGUGUGUGAAUACAUAUGUGUUCUCAACUAUGGAGACUGGUUUCGGUCCAAGGAGAGAGAUCUUUGUGUCGAGUAACAAGACAAUCAUAAACAGCUAUAUUCAUGAGGGAGUAAGGAGUCCCAAUGUUACAGUUGUUGAACAUGUUUUUCUGUUAAAAUUUGUUUCAAAGUGUUAAAACAUUUAGAUAGGUGCCUAUUAAGUUUUUUUCAUUACAAAAUGUACAUUUUCUUUUCUGAUAGAGUAGCUUUGAUAUCUUCAUAUCUGACCUCUGAUGGAUAGUGAAGAAAGUCCACUUCUCCAAACUCAGUCCUUCAUAUCAUAUUCAUUUUGGACUGACUUGCAAUCAGUGGAUCUACCAUUGGGGAUUCAAUAUGUGAGCAGAACAUACUGUUUUCGGGAUUGAAGAUUGAAUAUCUGGCAGCAUCUUUUUGGCAAACUUGGUGCUUAGGGAAGAAAUGUUGAUGCUUUGUUUAAGCUCUCCUAUUCUACAUACAACAAGCAUUAUUAGUGUACAGUGUCAGAGGUGAUCAGAACUGGUAUUUGUUGUAUCAACAAGAACUCUUGUAUUUUACUUUCUGCUUUUUGUAAUUCAUUUUCAGCUUGCCGCUGCACUGCAGCAAUCUGUAAAAAAAUACAUAAAAUAGAGGCAGAGAUGUUGCCUUCAUCAAAAGUAUUUUAGUGAGCAAGCUAGUCCAUAAAUAGGGAUCAUUCAGUCCUUCAAUACUGCAUUCAUCUAAAGUAUUUUAGUGAGCAAGCUAGUCCAUCAUUAAUGAACAGGGAUCAUUGAAUCCUUCGAUACAAUUCAGUUGUACAAUUCCAGUAAUAUCAACUGAUAUCCUUCUGAUAGUUGGAAUUGCUUAACAUUGCCAAUGUGUUAUGUGGUGUUGCUCUAUCUUAUCCUAAUGCUCAUUAUUUUUUAUGUUGUGUUUAUUAUGUCGCUGGAUGGUAGUUAAAUGUGGCAUGGGGAAAGACAAGUGAAGCAGUCCUAAGUGGCUAACAUCUACCGAGAUGUUGAAAUGUGUAACUAGUGAGGCAAGUUGUCUCAAGUUAAUCUCAGUUUUUGAGAUUUUUUAGAUGAUUGAAAAGGUUUGUGAGUUCAGAAUUGCUGGAACAGAUGUUUGCCAGAAUUAAAUGACUUGUAAUGGAUGACCGUGUCAUGAUUUGAGAUUUCCAGGGCAUUGAAAGAUAAUUAUAGUAGUUUUGUGUUUUGCUGGUAAGCUUGGCACCAUGACCUGUAUUUCGUAGUGUACUGAUUAUUAACAGUGGUUUCAGAGUUCCUGCAAUGGAAAGCAGUCUACCUGGCAGUUUUGGUCGUGAUAGUGGGGUUAGUGAAAAACAAAGGGUAAUGCUGCUAGUGUAAUGUGGGUCUAAAAACCAGGAUUGUGUUGUCUCUGAGCUGGUAUCGCUGCAGUUCUUCUCAGCUGAUCUGUUGAGGAUUGGCUUCAUCGUGCCAAACGUAUACAGAACUUUUUUGCACCUUUAACAGUGAAGUACACCAGUCGUACUUCCUGGUGAGUUUUAGUGCUGGGUGUGCAUCCAUUUGUUUAUAGAAAACUUUCUAGUGCUGUCUAUAUAUGAUUUUGUACCAUGUAAGAAUGAUUAACAAGUUCAACAAGACAUUGAUAUCCUAUUUUCUAGAAUCCUUUGUGUGUUAAUCACUUUCAAAGAGCCAGACCAACUCCUCGACCGAUAUUAUUUUAUAUUAAAAAAAAAUCAUAAUUUUCUAUUUUUCUCGGGUAGCAAAAGUGUUGACUAACCCUGUAAUACCGCAAUUUUAAAGUAAAUCGCUACCAAUCUAACAUAAUAAAUAGUUUUAAAAAAGAAUUCGAAAAGACUCAGUGCUAAUUUAUAAUUAUGAGGGAAGUCCUGCCCUCUAACGCAUGCGCAAAGAACUGUAAAUAAAUCUGCCGUCUUCCAACAUGGCAGAAAGCGUGCAAGGGAGGUGGGGAAGAAAAUGUGUUUUGACGGACUCUGAGGCGAAAAGAAGGAAGGUGGCGCGAGACCGUGAUAUAUCAAAGGUAAAGAUUUAUAUUUGUGUGCAUACGGAAAGAUGGAAUACUGUGAAGACCGAACUGAAUUUAAAAACAAAUCGCAAAAGUAGCGUGCAUUUUGCUUGCCAGGUAAGAACUCAAUCCACAAAUAUAAAAUUCGUUUUAGAUAGGUCCAUUUCGUGAUUUUCUAUAUGUUCAUUACCGUAUUGUAGCCCCCAUUUGAGGGCCUCUUGGCAAUUAAUCACAGUUUUUCUCGUAAUCUGCACGUUUUUGUGUCGUAUCUAAGCAUUGAAAGAUAUUAUCAAUACAUAUGUUAGAUGAUUUCAAUACAGGAUAUAUAGAGUAUUGAUUGCAUUUAUCGGUGAAAUCUCUUUACAAGCGAUGUCACAUGGACAUACUACUCGCCUCUUCCCCCAUUUUUGUUUUGGCUCGGACCGUGUCUGAUCAUAUCACAUGACUUUUCCUCAUCAAUAUUUAUAUCCUGGUGUUGAUUAAUGAGACUAAUUCCAGCACCGAUAUCUCCGGUACCCUUUCAAUUUCAGGUUCAAAACUUUACACAAGUCUUUAUUUAUAUGUUAUCUAUUAGUAUACAACAUUUACAGUCAAUGAAAUAUGAAAAAUGUCUAUAACAGAGUGGGUCUGGCUCUUAAGUAAAAACAAACACAAAACAGUAUCACAAGAUGUAAACCCUACAAUUUUUAACAAUUUUAUAGUGAAACCACUAGCCAUAUCUGUACCAAGGUCACCUUUGGUUGUUGUCCAAACUAUUAGACUUAAAAGUUGGCAUUAUUACUGCUACAGCUGCACUGGAUGGUUAUACAGUCCUGGUAACAUUCUAACUGUGAUGACAUGCUAACUGUGAUUCAUUCAUUCCCACUUUUCUGGUCUUGCCCACUCCAUGUACAUUCUUAUCACAUAUUUUAGUUAAACCAUUUUAUAUGCUGUAUAAUAAAAUGAUAAUGUUGAUA